UGAUUUCCUCCGCUCGCGGGAGCCAGCCGAGUCAGCAGCGAGAAUAGCGAAGCCAAAGCUAGAAAAGUUGAGACAAACUCCAGAGAAACUGUUUCACUGGCCUUUAGUUUUGUGUCAAGACGAAGUUUCUAUUUAGAGGAGUUCCCAAACUGCUUGGGUUGGCAAAUAAGGACGGUUGAUAAACGUGCCAAUGGCUUUUCGAAGGCUGUUACGUCUACAUCCCCCUCUUCAGCUUCAUGGUGGCCACCAACAGCCCAGUCUUUCAGUCUUAUCUUCCAGAUUUCUCAGCAAAAAGUACACAUACAACUUGAAUGAGCUCAUUGCUUGGAAAAAGCAGACACAGCAGCUAUUUGGAUCUACAAGGAAACCUACCAAAACAGGAAAGUUGAAAAAACUGAAAUCUGUAAAUCCAUCAGUGAAAGAGAAUUUGGAAACCCUGAGUGCAGUAUCAGAACAAAAUAAAAACAGUAGCCUCGGUCAGAACAGUGUUUCUGCUGGUGAAACAAUAACAAAUAGAAAGCAAAAGGUGAAGCAAUCAGCAGACAUAAUCGAAGAUAUUCCUGAUGAUCAUUUUGUUUCCCAAGUAUUUCCAUCAGAUGCUGUUGUUUUGAAAGAGUCUUUCAGAGAUAUUGAAAGAAUUCCUGAUAAUAUAAUUCUUGAUAAUGGUGAUUUGCUCAAAGACCAAUCUCUUCCUGAAGUGAGAUCUAGUAGUUUUUCACCCAGAACAGCUAGAAAGAAGACUGAGAGAAAGAAUAAAGCAUCCUCUAAGAAUUAUGAACCUUCUGAAGUAGAGACCACCAAUGCUAGUCUUCAUUCUGUCAAGAAACAAGAAAUUUCUACAAAGCAAAGUCAAGAAGAGUUCACUGAAGAUGGAAUAUUUAUUCCAAAGAUCCCACCUAUUCCACAAGGAGAUCAAAAUUCAUACAGUAGUACGAUCGGUAAGAACAAGCAAGCUGCAUCCUCAUCAUUGCCUGGCUCAGGUUCUUUUGUCAAUAAGAGCACGACAAGUAGUGAACCAGUCGAGCCUCCUUCUUCUUUCGAUAUUAUCUCCAAGUUUCCGCUUGUGCCAAAUGAUGAAACAAAGUGGGACUCGAAGAGCAAAGAAUUCAAACAUGAUGUGGAGAGAAUGUCUCUCCGAGUUUUGCCUUCUGUGAAGUCUAUUCUUAACAAGACAAUGCCGGACAUGAACCGUUUCUUCCUGAACAGAUGGCGGGAAAAAAUGAUCAAUGAACUGGGAGAAGAAGGAUUCAAAAAGCAUCAAGAAGCCACAAUUAAAAAAGGUGUGAACUUGCACGCCAACGUAAUGGAGUUUCUGUCAGGCAAACCUCACUCAGAACUGCAGAUUAUGCCAGACAAUGAGGGCCACUGGGCGAGUUUGCAAACAGCUCUGGGAGCAUUGGGUGACAUCAAGUAUAUAGAGGCAGAGAUCUUACACCCUAACCUGUUGUACAGGGGUGUGUUUGACUGCCUUGCCCAGUACCGAGAUAUGUUGUGUGUGAUUGACUGGAAGACGUCAAAACAGCCUCGACCACUGCUAAAGAACACUUACGAUGAUCCUCUGCAGAUUGCAGCAUACAUAGGAGCUGUGAACGCUGAUCCCAAGUACACCAGCCAGUGUGGCCAGGCUAAUCACGGUGUGAUCGUCGUUGCUUAUCCAGAUGGAAGCCCCGCCCAUGUUCACAUGAUGGACAGAAAGCUGUGUGAACAGUACUGGCAUGACUGGACGGGCAGGCUCUACAAUUACUACCAGCUGUCCUAUACGCAAAAGAUUGGCAAUAUUUCUGCUAGUGGGAUGUAGUCAUUUUUCUUUGAAAUUAAAGUAUUUCACAAUGCCUUCCAAGUGAUAAGCUGGGCAAAAUCAUGUGAAGAAAUACACAGAAAUAUAGUUUACAUUUUUCUGUAAAGAAUGCAAAUUUUGUUUGUAUAGCUGUACAGUAGUCUCUAAUUAAAUGCACGGUGCUCACGUUUACAGGAAUCUGCAUAUUUUAGUGACAUACCAUGGGGGGGGGGUGUGUCAGGUUAAUUUUGCCGAUAAUGUGACGGACCGUGACUGUUUUAUGAAGGUUUCCCCAAUCCCAGUUAUGACUUUUAACUUAUUUUAAGCCUUAAAAUGGUAAAAAAAAAAGCAGAAAGACCGACACAGUUAUUGAUGUACACUAAUAUGUCACAAACAGAUAAGACGAAACUGUAGGUGAUAGUCGUAGGGAAGAGCGCUCAGCCAUGUGGCUUUCCGAAUGACCACUCCUGACUGCCUGUCAUCUAUUGCAACUCAGUAAAUGCAUCAUGUAUGACAUCAGAAAUUCUGAGAGACUUUUCUGUAGCGAUUCAUUGAAGAAGUACCUUAUAAGUUCUUCAAGUGCCUAGUUGAUCACUUGACCAAUCUUAAAUCCUAUAUGCCUAUCUACACUUCUACAGCUUACAUGUGUAUUGCGCAUCAUAUUUAUAGGCCCCACUAAACAUAGUCACCAAAAGACCCGUGAGAAACCUCUCAAAGAUGCAUUUUAAGUGACCAAUCAAAACACAUUUCAGUCAUUCCCCCAAAUAUAUACCUCACCCAACCAUGGAACUAUGCGUCCUUGGACAGUAACGCUCUUCAUCACUCUCUUUGUUCUGCGUGAGGGGCAGUCUCGCCAAAUAUCUGGUUUUCUAGACUUGUCUCAUGCAAGCUGUGUAGGUUGUAGUGUAAAUUUCCCUUUGUCAAGCUUUUCCCCUGUCGUGUUUUGCUGAGUGAAAUGUGCGUUUGGAAGAACUGACCAUGUGUUUGUAUGUCUAAAUUUUAUAGUAAAAAACCUGUCAUAUGACAAAAGCAUGCAUUUGACUAAUUUUUGCAGAGCGUGUCUUUGUAUGGUGUACGUUUAUCUGGAGACUACUGUGUUGUGUAAAUAUUUUUUUAUGGAUGUCAUGUACAUUAUUUGUAUAUUAGUUUUAUUUUGUUAUCCAAUUAUUGCUGAUUCAAGUUUCUUGUAAAGUCAUUCAGUGAUAAGGUUCAUUGUUGACUGAUCAUUAGACGUAAUGUUUGCCGACAUAUAGUUAAACCCAACUGUUGAAGCUCUGUUGAAAAAUGUAUCUGUUUUUUACUCAUAAAUAGUUCAAAUGAAGUUUCUGUGUGUUGUUACUGACAUACUUGUUGUAAGCACUGCCUCCAAGUUAUAUUUGUUAUGAUGCAAUAAAGGUUAUUCAAUGAUCUUCUA
Molecule: messenger RNA, 3191 nt
Organism: Aplysia californica (California sea hare)
Lineage: Eukaryota; Metazoa; Mollusca; Gastropoda; Aplysiida; Aplysiidae
Product: mitochondrial genome maintenance exonuclease 1
Exons: 5
Coding region: 191-1798 (535 amino acids)
Biological process (GO): mitochondrial DNA replication
Cellular component (GO): mitochondrion
Molecular function (GO): single-stranded DNA exodeoxyribonuclease activity
Source: RefSeq, a predicted model, not a curated record